AUGGAUAAAAAACCCGUCAAGGCCCUUCCGCAGGUCCCCCCGCCGUCUUCUACCGCUGCUCCAUCCGCGGGGCGUACGAGCAUGAGCUCCAGACAACCCAACGACGAUCCUCAAGCUCUACAGCAGCA
This is a messenger RNA of Acaulospora colombiana, 128 nucleotides long. Lineage: Eukaryota; Fungi; Glomeromycota; Glomeromycetes; Diversisporales; Acaulosporaceae. The record is from the annotation of a GenBank genome assembly.